Molecule: messenger RNA, 252 nt
Organism: Iphiclides podalirius (scarce swallowtail)
Lineage: Eukaryota; Metazoa; Arthropoda; Insecta; Lepidoptera; Papilionidae
Source: the annotation of a GenBank genome assembly
AUGGGCGGCGGCCACCGAUGCGCGUCCGAUACUGCGCUGAGCACCGCACCCAUUGGCGGCUUUCAAGCAACGGAGCGGGUCACAUCUCCUUAUAAGCCGCCAAUGGAUGCACCACAUUUGCAGCUUAUUGCGUUUGCGGUGCGACGUUAUAAAUCCAGGCGUUCGCUCGCCGUUGGUAACGCGAACGCGCACGGAAUGCCGAAUUUAGCUGUUGCCAUGCAGCUCUCGGCCGCAGCGCCAUUACGUGGGCUA